Molecule: messenger RNA, 1991 nt
Organism: Propithecus coquereli (Coquerel's sifaka)
Lineage: Eukaryota; Metazoa; Chordata; Mammalia; Primates; Indriidae
Gene: SLC35A3
Product: solute carrier family 35 (UDP-N-acetylglucosamine (UDP-GlcNAc) transporter), member A3
Exons: 8
Coding region: 462-1442 (326 amino acids)
Biological process (GO): pyrimidine nucleotide-sugar transmembrane transport
Cellular component (GO): Golgi membrane
Molecular function (GO): UDP-galactose transmembrane transporter activity
Source: RefSeq, a predicted model, not a curated record
ACCAUCUGCAAACCGACAACUCCGCAGAGGCCGGCGGCAAGAGUUACCCCACCUGCCUCGGCCUCUCAGGAGGUGUCUAGCAGGAGGCACCGUACCCCAGGCGGCCACGCGACGGUGAAGCAGACACCCGGGGGCUGCCAGCGGAGCGGCCCAGGUGCGUCGCCUUAGGGACAGAGCUGGCAAGUGCCAAGCUGGGACAACCAGAGCCGAGCCGGGAACGGCGUUUGCCCGAGCCGAGGCGGAAGCCGGAGCAUUUGGGGGACGGGACUGCGGGAACCCGGAAACGCCUGGGCUGCACCAAGCUGGCGGCGGCGACGGCGGCGGGAACGGGUGGCGCUGCGGGUCAGCGGUCGCGGCGGACCGGGCGGGCUCGGCAGCGUGGGGCGCCCGGCGGAGCGGAGCCGCGGACCCCAGUGCGCGCAGCCGGCCGAGCUGCGCGGGAGGCCAAUGAAGAUAAAACAAUGUCUGCCAACCUAAAAUACCUUUCCUUGGGAAUUUUGGUCUUUCAGACUACCAGUUUGGUUCUAACGAUGCGUUAUUCUAGGACUUUAAAAGAGGAGGGACCUCGUUAUCUAUCUUCUACAGCAGUGGUUGUUGCUGAACUUUUGAAGAUAACGGCCUGUAUUUUGUUAGUCUACAAAGAUAGCAAAUGUAGUCUAAGAGCACUGAAUCGGAUACUGCAUGAUGAGAUUCUUAACAAACCUAUGGAAACACUUAAACUUGCUAUUCCAUCAGGGAUAUAUACUCUUCAGAACAAUUUACUCUAUGUGGCACUGUCAAAUCUAGAUGCAGCUACUUAUCAGGUCACGUAUCAGUUGAAAAUUCUUACAACAGCAUUAUUUUCUGUGUCUAUGCUUGGUAAAAAAUUAGGUGUGUACCAGUGGCUCUCCCUAGUAAUUUUGAUGACUGGAGUUGCUUUUGUACAGUGGCCCUCAGAUUCUCAAGAGCUUGAUUCUAAGGAACUUUCAGCUGGCUCUCAAUUUGUAGGACUCAUGGCAGUUCUCACAGCAUGUUUUUCAAGUGGCUUUGCUGGAGUUUACUUUGAGAAAAUCUUAAAAGAAACAAAACAAUCAGUGUGGAUAAGAAACAUUCAGCUUGGUUUCUUUGGGAGUAUAUUUGGAUUAAUGGGUGUAUACGUUUAUGAUGGAGAACUGGUAUCAAAGAAUGGAUUUUUUCAGGGAUAUAACCAACUGACCUGGAUAGUAGUUGUUCUCCAGGCACUUGGAGGCCUUGUAAUAGCUGCUGUUAUUAAGUAUGCGGAUAAUAUUUUAAAAGGAUUUGCAACCUCUUUAUCCAUAAUAUUAUCAACACUGAUAUCCUAUUUUUGGCUACAAGAUUUUGUGCCAACCAGUGUCUUUUUCCUUGGAGCCAUCCUUGUAAUAACAGCCACUUUCUUAUAUGGUUACGAUCCCAAACCUGCAGGAAAUCCCACUAAAGCAUAGUUGUAUACUAUCUUUUACUGGUUUUUCACGAUGGUGACUAGGAAUCUCGACAUUAAUCUUGCACAGAGGACUUCUACAGAUUCUGUGAAGAUAUCAUCGUGCUGAAUCUGAUCAUAUUAUUCAAAUGGUUUAAAACUUAAAAGUUUAAGGCUAAAAUAUGUAUAUAUGUAACAGAACACAUGGCAUCUAGAAAUUAAAACUUGAAAGUAUUUCCAGGGAUUAGACUUAGAAGGAAUAUUACAGUAAAUUUGAAAUCUGAGUUUAAAAAGAUUUUACCUUUUUGAUUGCUGCAGAAAUGUCCUAUGCACUCUUUGCAAGAGCACACAAAUGUCAGAUAUCAAUUUUUGCAAAUAGAUCUAUUUAAUCUUAUCAAAUGUUUUAUCUUACUUUUUCUGUAUAGAUAUAUCAAAUCACAUGGAAUAUUCAAAGUUUUAAAUGGUAAUUACCUAUAAAUCUGUGAAAAAAUAGAAGUAUGAUUUGAAAAAACAUUUUCACAUAUCUGAGAUUUUUAUAUUUAUACAAAAGUUUACUGAACAAAGGAUUGCUAAA